GUGUGAGAGAGAGACGUGGCUUUCUACCAAUAAGCGCUUCAGCUGAUCACGUGACCAUGGUUCCCGCCGCUACGUCCGGUUUCAGGGCCCGGUCUACUUCCUUUCGGCCUGCACGCGCUCUGUGGUGAACACGUUAUCCCACUGCUCUCCGUGAAGAUGCGUUACGUAGCUGCUUACCUGCUGUCUGCCCUCGGGGGCAAAGAGAACCCUACUGGCAGCGACAUCAAGAAGAUCCUGGAGAGCGUCGGCAUCGAGGCUGACGAGACCCGCAUGCAGAAGGUCGUGUCAGAACUCAGUGGCAAAUCAGUCGAGGAUGUGAUUGCUCAAGGUUACAGUAAACUGGCCAGCAUGCCAGCUGGUGGCGCGGUUGCGGUGGCGGCGUCCGGUGCUCCCGCUGCUGGAGGAGCCGCAGCUCCUGCAGCUGCAGCUGAGGAGAAGAAAGAGGAGAAGAAAGAGGAGUCCGAAGAAUCUGACGACGACAUGGGAUUCGGACUUUUUGACUAAAUUACCGUGUAAUUCGGGACCAAAAUAAAAAGUGUUUGUUUAAAAAAA
Molecule: messenger RNA, 552 nt
Organism: Ictalurus punctatus (channel catfish)
Lineage: Eukaryota; Metazoa; Chordata; Actinopteri; Siluriformes; Ictaluridae
Gene: rplp2b
Product: ribosomal protein, large P2, like
Exons: 5
Coding region: 157-504 (115 amino acids)
Biological process (GO): cytoplasmic translational elongation; translation
Cellular component (GO): cytosolic large ribosomal subunit; ribosome
Molecular function (GO): structural constituent of ribosome
Source: RefSeq, a predicted model, not a curated record